Molecule: messenger RNA, 3271 nt
Organism: Glycine soja
Lineage: Eukaryota; Viridiplantae; Streptophyta; Magnoliopsida; Fabales; Fabaceae
Product: pentatricopeptide repeat-containing protein At5g15010, mitochondrial-like
Exons: 1
Coding region: 895-2715 (606 amino acids)
Molecular function (GO): protein binding
Source: RefSeq, a predicted model, not a curated record
CUCUCUCAGAUUCCAACAACUCUUCGAUAUCUUCAACUUCUCGUGUCUACACCGUAACAAAUGCAAUUGUGGUAUAUGACUCUGUACCAUGAUUCAACUUGGGUGAGUUCAUUUUGGUGGCAAUGGACUCCAAUUGGUUCACUUUAAAAGGUUUAGCGAAAUCCUUGAAUGAUAUGCUACUCCCAGUCAUGGUUGCGAGGCAGUGGUCUUUGUGAGACAGGAAAUUGAUGGAUUAAUUUCUACUUUAAGAAAGAAAAUGUAAAUACAAUUUUAAUAGAGAAAAUCGUUAUUUUAUUUCUUAAUGUAAAGUUUUUAUUCUCAACUCAGCAAAACUUAAUUCACCUUAAGAUUAGUUUAGAUAAGGUUUAAUUUUCCAUAAAGUAAAUUUUACAUUGUUGUUGAAACUAGUUUUUGAAAUAUCUGUGAAAAGUGAAAAUUAAAUAUAGAGAUAGCGGGGUUGCAGGGAGGAAAAGAGGGGUAGAGGACUAGAGAUGAAGGUAGAGGUAAUCUUGGAAUUUUUAAAAGUCCAUAAUAAAUAGGGAGUGUUAAGAGUAAAAAGAUGAUGUAGAUAGCAUUUCCGUAGACGUUAACACAAAGAGCUUCUCAACGAUGUGGCCCAGUAUUGAUCAUCAGAAGAAUCAUGUUUGCUCUCCAGUUCCCUCUCUGUAGGUAGGAGUUCUUUUCUCUCAAACAUUCCAUAAAACCCGUGAUUUUUGUGGACACCACGUUAUACUGCUUUCAAUUUACGAGUUACCUUGGCUUUGAGUUUCUUUCAGUCAUUUUCACAAACACCUUUCGCUCAGCGUUAAAGAACCGAAGAAUUUUGGGUUAUUUUAUUUUGGCGCUCUGUCCAAUUUCGAUAGACUGAAGUGUGCAUUGCUGAUUUAUCAAAUCAUGAUCAGAAUCAGAUUUAACUUAACUCUUUUCUUUGUUGAGCUAUCACGCAUCAGCCAUAGCUCACUCACUGUUACUCAUAGUCAUAAAGUUGAGCACCCCCUUAUGAGUGCUACUUUCAAUUUCUUUAAGCCUUUUAGCUCUGAAACUUUUUUAGCACCACCAAAAUUUGGUUUCUCAGUCAAGCAUUUUUCUACUUCUUCAACCAGAAACUUUGGGGCUUCAACUGAUGCCCCUGCACAUGAGGCCUUGAGUCAUGAUGAUGAUGAUGAUAAUGAUGAUGGGGAUGAUGAUGAUCAUGACAAGAACAAAGAUACCCAUUGUAGUCAGUUACGUUUUAGGGAUGAUAGACUUGCCCAAGAUGUUAAAACCAUUUUGGAUAUAAUGCAUGAAAUGGGUUCUGUACCAUCUCAAACUAAGCAGAAGCUUGAGCAUUGCAGUGUUGUGCUAUCAGCAAAGCUGGUUGUGGAGGUCCUUUUGAGAACUCGCAAUGAUUGGGAGGCGGCUUUCACUUUUUUCUUGUGGGCUGGCAAGCAACCGGGGUAUGCUCAUUCGAUUCGCGAGUACCAUUCUAUGAUCUCCAUCCUUGGCAAAAUGAGGAAGUUUGAUACUGCUUGGAACUUAAUUGAGGAAAUGAGAAGAGGUAGAACUGGUCCAUCUCUUGUCACUCCCCAAACACUGUUGAUUAUGAUCAGGAAAUACUGUGCUGUACAUGAUGUUGCAAGGGCUAUCAAUACUUUCUAUGAUUAUAAACAGUUUAACUUUCAAGUUGGGCUAGAGGAAUUUCAUAGCCUUCUUUCUGCCCUUUGUCGGUAUAAGAAUGUGCAAGAUGCUGAGCACUUACUGUUCUGCAACAAAAAUUUAUUCCCAUUAGAUACCAAAAGCUUUAACAUCAUUCUGAAUGGAUGGUGUAAUUUGAUUGUAAGCACUAGUCAUGCAGAAAGAAUAUGGCAUGAGAUGAGCAAGCGAAGAAUCCAACACGAUGUUGUCUCCUAUGGAAGUAUCAUAUCUUGCUAUUCAAAAUCUUCUAAACUUUACAAGGUGCUCAGGAUGUUUGAUGAAAUGAAGAAAAGGAAGAUCACUCCAGAUAGGAAGGUUUAUAAUGCAGUCAUUUAUGCCCUAGCAAAGGGCAGGCUUGUGAAAGAAGCUGUCAAUCUCAUUGGAACAUUGGAAGACAAUGAUGUUACUCCAAAUGUUGUAACUUACAACUCCCUGAUCAAACCUCUCUGCAAAGCCGGCAAAGUUGAUGAAGCUAAACAACUUUUUUAUGAGAUUUUGAAACGGCAUCUGUCCCCAACAAUUCAAACUUUUCAUGCUUUCUUCCGUAUAUUACGGACCAAGGAAGAAGUAUUUGAGCUCUUGGACAAAAUGAAAGAGCUGGGAUGCUACCCAACCAUUGAGACUUAUAUAAUGUUGAUGAGAAAGUUUUGCCGCUGGCGCCAGCUUGAUGAUGUAUUUAAGAUGUGGGAUGCAAUGAGGGAAGAUGGGAUAGGCCAUGAUCGUAGUUCAUAUAUAGUGCUGAUUCAUGGGCUGUUUCUAAAUGGAAAGCUGGAGGAAGCGCACACAUAUUAUGCAGAGAUGCAAGAGAAAGGCUUCCUACCUGAACCGAAGACAGAAGAAAUGCUUCAAGCAUGGGUUUCCGGGAAACAGGCAACAGAGGGUCAGGAGACAAAUUUAGAACCUAAUCAACUGGAAAAUGAUACUCUUAAAAAGAAAGUAAAGGCCAUACCGAGUAAAUUUGACAGGGAAAAAGCCUUUCUUCGUGAACCUGAGACCAGAAGAGUAACAAGAGAACGGGGUUUUUCUUUCUGGGAGCAGUAAAUCCUUAUUUGAUGAGAGGUCCAAUGACACUUUAAUACUUUAUCUAUGAAGAAGAUGACGCUUGUUGGUCAGUAUAUUUUUUAAAUUUAGUUGUGUACCCCAAACAAGUGGAUAGCAUACUCUUUUCUUGAUGUAUAGCCAGACUUCAACUUCCUUAUCAUAAGCAAGAGCUGCAAGGUUAGUGCAAUUAAUAAACAACCUGAGUUUGUUAAUUGUUAUAGAAUUGGAUACUUUUGAGUUAAAACUUAUAGUGAUCUAAAUGUCAUUUCUCCUUUACUAUCGGUUAACCUUGGUGAAUGUUGUAAUACUGGAGCUGAACUCAGGUGCUUCUAUGUAUCUUCAUGAAUUCGGUAUAAAUUCCACAAGUGGAUGUAGAAACUCAAACCACUGACUGCUGUUAUCGCUUUGAUUGCUGAGAAAAAUGUGAAUUGAUAGUUGCUUGCGGUGUUAUUAAUAGAAUCUACUCUAGAAGUAAAAUUAAUAGACAUAUGAAGUUAACAUACAUUGAGGAAGAAAUUAAUUGCCUUAUCUAUGAAGCUGCAUGAAAUUCUAACUA